Molecule: messenger RNA, 1159 nt
Organism: Triplophysa dalaica
Lineage: Eukaryota; Metazoa; Chordata; Actinopteri; Cypriniformes; Nemacheilidae
Gene: uraha
Product: urate (5-hydroxyiso-) hydrolase a
Exons: 5
Coding region: 244-741 (165 amino acids)
Biological process (GO): purine nucleobase metabolic process
Molecular function (GO): hydroxyisourate hydrolase activity
Source: RefSeq, a predicted model, not a curated record
CGUCAACGUUUAACUUUGAUGGAUGAGAUAAGAAAGAAAAAAGAUUAUUUGUUUCAAGUUCCGAUCAGAAAUGAGGAUCAGAAUAAAAUUGAUAUGUUUCACUGGCAAAAAAAAUCAUCACGGGACUCCACCGUUCAUUAGCUGCUGUAUACAGGAAAAGUUCUGUCUGAAUUGUGAUGUCUUUGCAGUCGACUGCUUCUGCUCAUUCGUGUAGCUCUUCUGCAUAAUACAGAGACACUUUAGAUGAACAGACUUCAACUCAUCAAGGACCAUAUUUUAUCAAGAGAAAGGAAUGCCAGUGAACCUUUAUCAAACGGGCUAUAUGCUCGCGUUACUUCCGCGAUUCACGGGAAGAACCCCAGACACUUUCAGAAUAUGGCCAUGCCGGCUACGCAACCCAGCCCCCUCACCACUCACGUGCUAAAUAUAGCUAAAGGAGUUCCGGGAGCCAACAUGACCAUCAGCCUCUACCGUCUAGACCCUGUCUCAUCUGUGUGGAAUGAACUUACAACACGGUUAACUAAUGAUGAUGGCCGUUGUCUAUGCUUAAUAACAAAGGAAACUUUCAUUGCUGGUGUGUAUAAAAUGCAUUUUGAGACUGAAAAGUACUGGAAUGCCCUAGGAGAGAUAAGCUUUUAUCCAUUCGUUGAGGUGGUUUUUACUGUCACUGAUGCUUCGCAGAAGUACCAUGUUCCUUUGCUUUUGAGUCGUUUCUCUUACAGCACAUACAGAGGAAGCUAGAGAUAUUAUUUUACUAACCUCAAAUUACUUAAUUUACUUUACAAAAGAAAUCCUGUACAUCAUUUUUUUAUUACUGCUACACAGAUCCAUUGGAUAAGAAUUUCUAAAAGAAUAAACUCUUAAAUGAUCAUAUUAUUUAAAACAUACAUAUACAAAAUAUAUAGAUUUAAUUGUAAUUCAGAUAGUUUGAUUAAACGGAAUCUAGAUCCUGCACUGUAAAAUUUUUCAUUGUAAAUUUGAAGUAAUUAACUGGCAGCAGCUUCACCUUCAAGGAAUUUAUUAUUAUUUAUUUACAAGUAUUUACUGUGUAACAACCAGCCUAAUCGGAGGCGUAGCAAUGUUAAAAGAUAUGGUCAGAUUAUACUGUGAGAGAUCUUGUUGUGUUAAAAGAAUGGCAUAAAACCAUAUUAGACAAUAA